This is a messenger RNA of Cylicocyclus nassatus, 2953 nucleotides long. The record is from the annotation of a GenBank genome assembly. Lineage: Eukaryota; Metazoa; Nematoda; Chromadorea; Rhabditida; Strongylidae.
CAACUGGACUGUUACGGAUACCGAUAUCUUCUCUUGCAGUUUUCAUACGAGGAGCUGUAUUAUGAGUGAAGUGUUUUCGGAGGACGACCGCGAGUAUCUUAAUAAAUUCACUAAUGCUCGAAAUACGAAUUCUGUAGGCACUGAUGUUCUGGAGGACAUUCAUAAUGUUUUGUCUAAUAACGAGUUCUCGUCGAACACAAGGCUUGCUGCUGCCAAGCUAUUACUUCAUGCAGAGCAUAUCCAUGGCAAAGAAGCUUUUAUCCACCACAUCAAGGUUGACUGGAUCAUGCUUACAGCAGUGCUUGAAGCAGCCAAUGAAGAACGUAGUGUGAAAGCCAUAAAAACUUGGAUGUUGCUCUUUGAAAGGCACAAAAUCAGUGAUUCCGAUGACGAAGCCGUAUUUCUCGCAAGCCUGGCAAAGUAUCUGAGCAAAAAAGGUGCAGAUGUCAUUUCAUUGUUCACAGCAGAAGAGGCUAAAAAGCUGAGAAGGUAUCUGUUACUGGUAUUCGUACUUUUGUCUGAGUUAGAACGAGGCUCGAAGUCUUUUGAGAAUGCCAUUCAUUUUGUUGCAAAGACAAUGACGGAAGAAGAGAAGGUGCUUGACUUUUGUUUCGAUUCUCUCCCGUUGCACCUCCGUGGCAGAUAUGGACUAAUGAGACUUUUACUACGCGAUAAUAUGGACAAGUAUGAUGUGAAUCUUGUGACCGGAAAAGUCUGUAAGCAGUUGACUCAGUGUAUGGAUAAUCAGCUGAUCACCAAUGCAGCAGCCGAUCUAAUAGCUCUGCUGGUGACGCGACUUCCAGCAUCGUCUGAACUUACUCUACUAUUUUUGGAUGGACUUUCGCAUCACGUAAAGUGUAUCCGCUGGAAUGUCUAUCGAUGGUUCGGUCGCAUCAAUGUCUCCGAAAGUAGUUUUCAUUUUUUCAAGAACCUGCGCGACUCGUUGCGUGCAGAGUUUUCAAAAGUUGACGAUGACGUAUCAUGGCCACCUUACAUAUGGGAAUUCGAGGACUUCUCGUGCAUUGAUCCACUUUGGAAUUGCGACGAGUCAGAGGAAGUGACAUGGAAAGUUGACAGAGUGCUAGAAGCUUAUCUGAAGGUGUCUGGUGAUCUCCAGCAAAGAUUUCAUGAAGAACUAGAUGUGGAUGAUGCGGUCAUUCAAGCUGGUCUAAAAUGGCACCUCCCCGAUAUCCGCCUUGAGGCCUUCCGCAUAUGGUUCAGUUGUAUUAAAAGCUCAUCGGAGCAGGACAAAUAUAAUCAUGACCUUGAGGAUUUCAUACUGAAAAAUGGCCUGAGUUCCUUAGCGAGUUUGCGCAAAGCAGUGGCAACAGCUGCAGCAUUCUGUAAAAUGAGUGAUGGAGGCAAAUCAGGGUGGAUGCGAAUUCUUAACAUUCUGAAGCAGCAGAGCGAAGCUGAUGAGCAGCAGCGGGGAGCCAGCUAUUUACCGGAUGGAGUUAAUGUGCAAGAACUGUUACCACUUCCACGCCCGGAGCAAGCCAAAGAGCGUUUAGAAGAAUUUCUGCAGCUGUCUGGAUCUAAGGACCUAAAGUCGUGUCCAAGUUUUCCUGACUUGUAUGCAAAUCUGGCAGAAGCUGGUCACGACCAGAGGGUUUUCGCCAGAUACAUCAUUGAUCUCAUCGACCUCAUAAGAUCUCACGAGGAUGUAAACACCGCUGUUGCUGCCAUUUGCGAAGCUGUGACGAGAUGCCGUUUGAAGGUGGUGGUGGACCAUGGAUGCACAGUUAUCGAAGGGCUUCUCUCACAUGAACAUCUAGAAAAACACUUUUUCUAUCUGGUAGAAUACACUUAUUGCUGGGCUAUGAACCAGCUGAUUGACAAAAAAGCUCAGUGUCGUACUUUACCACUCUCUCGCAUCCUAUGGUCCACUUGUGAGAAGUCUAGAGAUCUGAUGAGGAUUUUCUUUGAGUCAUGCCAAUCUACGCUCGCCGACUCAACAUUGAAUGCGAAUGUGCAUCAACGACUGCUUAAAACGUUGAAAUUAUUUGCAUCAAAGGCCGAGUGUAAAAUGCCACCGGACUUCGUGGAAUUCACGUUUUGGCACUGUGUAGACGCUCAGAAACAUGAUGAUUUCUUGGUACGAAGUGCGAGUACGAUACUGUUUGGAUUCAUGGUUCGUUACAUCACAAAAAGUCGGGUAGUACCAGCAUUUUAUAUAAUCUCUACGAGAUCGAAAUUUUGGCAGGAGAUAGUGCAUCGAUGUCUGUCGUUAUCCGACCUACCGUCACUUCAAAGGAUCCUGUUACUGAGCUUUCUCACUCGUUUAUCCCUUGGUUACAUCGAAUGUUAUUCUCGAACAAUGCUAGAAGGCAUUCAUUUCUUGAUCGUCUCAGUAAUAAAAUUGCUGGAUCACACGAAAGAUAUCCGUGAGCGCCGAUUUUGCCUGGAAACGCUCGUUGUUUUAUCACCAACAUCAGCAUGUGAUGAAGUACUGAGGCACAUCAAAGAAUUGAAUCGAGAAGAGGAAACUUAUGCCUUGCGUGCGGAUUGCGAUUUCCUCGAAUAUACUUUGGAAAAGAAGGAAAACUGUCUAUACUUUGCGAAGUGUUCAAAAAUUCCCACUGAUUUCGUGUUGUCACCUCAUGUACAGAUCAUCGAAGAUGCGAGAAUGUUCGAUCCGCAAAACGCAAUAGCAAAGAUAGAAAAUACGUUUGCCUCUGUGGAGUCGCAUUCAGCUGAGCUGACACUACAGGCAUUAGCGAUGGCCCUUACUCUAGUUGCAAGAAAUUUGCGGGUCAAUGGCCAUGCGAACAAUGAAGAAUUGAGAAUACGGUUCGUCAAGCUUUGUUUCGCCAUUUUGAAUCAUGGUGGAUGCACCUCUCGGGCAGUGUCUCUGUUGAGCAGAAUUCCUGUCGUCCUUGGUCUCACUAAGUAUUAUAUGCACAAAUCAUACAUCACUCAGCUUUUGAAACAAUGGGAACAGGGAAAUGCAUGA